GGUGUUGCGGUACCUCGUACCUCGGCGGCAGCUGUUCGUCACCGUAUCGGCAGUGAUUUGGAUCGAUGUUGCUUUUUCAGGAAAUUGCAUCAUAUUUUGCAGUGUACAAUCACAGUAUUCAAAAUAUCGAACCUUAUCAGUAUCACCCCAAAUAUCGAGUUAUUAAGAUAGUGUGUAGCCACCUUAAUCAUGGCAGAAGACAAAGCACCAGAAGAACAGAUGAACAACCUGGCUGUGAAUGAUGAUGAUGAUGUGGUGGAUCCAUGGAAUGUCUCUGGAAAGUCAGAAACUGGUAUAGACUAUGACAAAUUGAUAAAAAGAUUUGGCAGUUCCAAGAUUGAUGAUGAAGUCAUACAAAGAUUUGAAAAGGUUACUGGGAAAAAAGCUCACCACUUAUUACGGCGUGGCAUAUUCUUCUCCCACCGUGACAUCCACAGCAUCCUCAACCUUGUCGAAGCUGGCAAGAAGUUCUACCUCUACACUGGCAGGGGGCCAUCAUCAGAUAGUAUGCAUCUUGGGCAUAUGAUACCAUUCAUGUUCACUAAGUGGCUUCAAGAUGUAUUCGACGUGCCUCUCAUCAUCCAGCUCACCGACGACGAGAAAGUUCUGUGGAGGGACAUUAAAGUGGAGCAGGCGCGGCAAAUGGCGCACAACAACGCGAAAGACAUCAUUGCUGUCGGUUUCAGCCCGGAGAACACUUUCAUAUUCAAUGAUCUGGACUUUAUUGGCCAGUGUCCAGCAUUCUACCAAAACAUGCUCCGCAUCCAGAAGUGCGUGACCUUCAACCAGGUGAAGGGCAUAUUCGGGUUCGGCGACUCUGACGUCAUCGGCAAGAUCACCUUCCCCUCCAUCGAGGCUGCGCCCGCCUUCUCCACCAGUUUUCCCUUUAUAUUCGACAAUAAAGUGGUUCCUUGCCUAGUUCCAUGCGCGAUCGACCAGGACCCAUACUUCCGUAUGACCCGCGACGUCGCCGCCCGUCUCAAGAUGCCCAAACCGGCGUUACUACAUUCUUCCUUCCUACCGGCCUUACAAGGGGCUCAGCACAAGAUGUCCGCCAGCGACCCUAACGCGUCCAUAUUCCUUAAUGACACUGCUAAGCAGAUUAAAAACAAGAUCAACAAGUACGCGUUUUCGGGCGGCCAGGCGACGGUAGAGGAGCACAGAGAGAAGGGCGGCAACACUGAGGUGGACAUCUCCUACAAGUACCUCACGUUCUUCCUGGAGGACGACGAGAGGCUGGCUGAGAUAAAAAAAUCGUACGAAUCCGGUGAGAUGCUAACAGGCGAGCUGAAGAAGAUCGCCAUCGACACAGUCACCCCCGUCAUCACCGACUACCAGGCGCGGCGGGCCAAGGUCAGCGACCAGCUCAUGCAAGACUUCUUCCGGAUCAGGAGGAUCAACUUCUGAACUCUUAUGAUACCUGUCACAAACUCGAAACAUUUUGUGUCCGAUUUUUCAAAUCUGUCGGAUGUUCAAAUGGGAUGAACGCGGGAAGCUCAACGCAGAUGGCGCUGCGUUCAUUUAAAAAUAAAACAUGUCAUUGUAUAUGCGAAAUCCAAAGAAACAUAAACCUAUAAUGACUUUUUACAGUACAUCUGGUGCUCCAUUACGAUACCCUGUGCUAUAAUAAGCACAUUACGUAACUACGUCGAAAAUUUAAAGGGCCAUGUGUACUGUAAAACGUUGUACGAUACACGUGCGAUUAGGUAAUUCGCAACUCGUCUCGAUUUAAAACACUCGUUGCGAAUUUCCUAUUUUUCGCACUUGUAUCGUAAAUAACUAUUAAAGGACGUCUUUUUAAAAACUAAGUAAUAUCAUUGUAUUUUGAAAAAAAAAAAUACAUUCGGUCAAAUGAAAGUCUGCCAAUUGAGAUAUCAGACAAAAAAAAUCGAGUUUGCGAUCGGAUUCCGUACACAAGAUAUGAAAUAAGCAUUUUUGGACCUUAUAUAGAUGUAAUGAGACUAAUGAGAUCUGGAAAUGGUUGAGUGUGUUUGAUGGUAAUACUUAAAAUAAAUAUUUAUUUAUUGUUCCA
Molecule: messenger RNA, 2032 nt
Organism: Cydia strobilella
Lineage: Eukaryota; Metazoa; Arthropoda; Insecta; Lepidoptera; Tortricidae
Gene: TrpRS
Product: tryptophan--tRNA ligase, cytoplasmic
Exons: 9
Coding region: 190-1407 (405 amino acids)
Biological process (GO): tryptophanyl-tRNA aminoacylation
Cellular component (GO): cytoplasm
Molecular function (GO): ATP binding; tryptophan-tRNA ligase activity
Source: RefSeq, a predicted model, not a curated record